Verticillium alfalfae VaMs.102 is the source of this 1647-nucleotide messenger RNA. RefSeq names its product cellulose-binding protein. The record is from RefSeq and is a predicted model, not a curated record. The transcript has 4 exons. The coding region runs from base 1 to 1647 and encodes 548 amino acids. Gene Ontology annotation, molecular function: hydrolase activity, hydrolyzing N-glycosyl compounds. Lineage: Eukaryota; Fungi; Ascomycota; Sordariomycetes; Glomerellales; Plectosphaerellaceae.
AUGGUACGAAGCCAGCAUAUUAACAACCCAUCAUGCUAUCGUGCUUCGCAUUUCCUGAUCGGGAACCAGCUCGGGACUCUGGAACGCCACGUGGUGACCCAGCAAAACCAGGCAUCAUGCGGAGGACCAGCCGUAGACCUGGAGUACAGAUGGUGGGGCCCCUCGGGGUUGCAUGUGAAGAGAACUGGAGAAACGACGGAGAAUCUCACGUUGGCACUGAAGGACCCAAAGCCCAUCGGUAGAAAUCGUGCCAUGAGUACCUCGAGCCUUCAGUCGUUUCUCGACAAGCCGCGCGUUUUCGUGCUGUCCGACAUUUCCAAUGAACCUGACGAUGCAGAGUCGCUCGUGCGGUUCCUUCUCUACUCCAAUCAAUUUGACACUGAGGGCAUCGUUGCUGUGACGUCAACAUGGAUGAAGACGAAGGUCUGCCCUCAAGACAUGCACAAAAUCAUCGACGGUUACGCCGGCGUAGUCGACAACCUGAAUAAUCAUACACAUCCCGACCACCCAUACCCGACCGCAGAAACACUACGCAGCUUGGUCAAAUCAGGCCCUCCAGUAUACGGCUUUGAGGGUGUCGGGACAGACAAACCACUCACGGACGGCCACCGACUGCUUCUCGACAGGAUUGAAGCCUCCUCCGACAGACCACUAUGGGUGCUUGUAUGGGGUGGUACCAACGUCCUCGCACAGGUGCUCCUGACGAUCAAGGAGAAAUACCCCGCCGACAAGGCGGCAUCAUUACGAGCCAAGCUGAGGGUCUACACAAUCUCGGACCAGGAUGACACCUCGGCGUGGAUUCGCGCCGAGUUUCCCGACAUCUUCUACAUCUCUUCCGUCCAUGCGUGGAACCAAUAUGGCCUCGCAGCAUGGACAGGCAUCGCGGGCGACAGAUAUUAUGGUUUUGACCAGGGCGGGCCCGAUUUCUCGAAGAUGACAAAAUCUUGGAUCAAGAAGAAUAUCCAGGUUGGGCCCCUCGGCUCGACGUACCCGGACUACAUCUUCAUCCCCGAGGGCGACACGCCGACCUUCCUGUAUCUCAUCCAAAACGGACUGGGCGUCAGAGAACACCCCGAGUACGGCUCCUGGGGCGGUCGCUACGCCCUGACAGAUCUCAGCGGCAGGGGCCUGUCCGGCAGACACUACAGCGACACGACGGACGCAGUGGUGGGAGCCGACGGCAAGACGUACACCUCAAACCAGGCGACGAUCUGGCGGUGGAGGGACACGUUCCAAAAUGAUUUCGCCUCGCGGAUCCAGUGGUCUUUGCAUCCUGACUUCAAGGCCGCCAACCACCACCCCGUUCUCUGCGUCAAUGACUCGUGGGGCCAUGAAGCUCUAGAGCUCGAGAUUGAGGCUGGCGAGGACAUCGUGUUCGACGCGAGUAGCUCUUAUGACCCAGACGGCGACAGCUUGUCGUUCAAAUGGUGGCAGUACAAGGAGCCGACUGCCACGCAAUGGCUGGUGCGUUUCGAGGUCUCGAAUCUCGAGAUCGAGAACCUGGACCCCGAUGCGAGACGCGUCAAGAGGAUCAUGAUUCAAACAAUGAACAAAGACUUGCGAGGGGCUGCGGAGGCCGGGUCAGCCCCGGAUAACAUUGCCGAGGUGAUGAAAGCCUUCGGCGCCGACGACUGGAAUGCCAAUUGA